AUGGUUACCGGUGCUCAUCCACCGUCUGGCUCUUCUGACUACGGUGGUUACGGAUUGCAGUCGGGACAUGGAGGUUACGGAGCUCCUCCUCCUCCUCAUACUCAGGGUUCUUUUGGAAGCCCAUUUGCGUCUCUUGCAUUUCUUCCCCGUACGGAUCCGAACAUCGUGGCUUGUUUACAGGCAGUGGAUCGGGACGGUAGUGGUUUCAUCGACGACAAGGAGCUUCAAGGCGCUCUCUCUCUCACCGCCAUCCAAAUUGAGUCGUCGCUGGAGAUCGACAUAGUUCACUUUGUUCAAAAAUAUGUGUAA
Messenger RNA from Arabis nemorensis, 309 nucleotides. The record is from the annotation of a GenBank genome assembly. NCBI's taxonomy places the organism in Eukaryota, Viridiplantae, Streptophyta, Magnoliopsida, Brassicales, Brassicaceae.